AUGCAGGCGGUGCUGAGCCUCCUGCUGCCCUGCAUCCUGGCCCAGGUGUGGCUGGUACCCAGCUCCACCCCUGGUCCCUACUCACAAGAGGCCCAGGAAGCGCUGGAGACUCUGACGACCCCCAGGGCCCAGACCAAUAUCAGUGAGGCAAUGCGGGCUCCAGAGGAGGAGGAGAAGAUGGUGGAGGGGGAGGAAGAGGACGCCCCUUGGCUAACAGCCAAGGGGCAGAAGCUCUCCAGGGAGACCUCCAACUUGGGGUUCAGCCUACUGCGUAAGAUCUCCAUGAGGCACGACGGCAACGUGGUCUUCUCCCCACUCGGCCUGUCCUGGGCUAUGGCAGCCUUGACCCUGGGGUCCAGGAGGCAGAGCAGACCCCAGCUGGAGAGGGGGCUCCGCCUGCAGGCCCUGAACCAGACCCUGUCCUCAGUGAACCAGACCCUGUCCUCAGUGAACCAGACCCGGCCAGCACACCUGCCCGCCCUCUUCAAGCAGCUCCGAGAAAGGCUCUUCCCCAGCCCAGAGCUGGGCUUGGCCCAGGGGAGUCUUGCUUUCAUCCACGAGGACUUUGAUGUCAAAGAGACCUUUCUCAAUUUCUCCAAGAGGUAUUUCGAUACGAAGUGUGUGACUAUAAAUUUUCGCAAUGCCUCCCAGGCCAAAGGGCUCAUGAAUCAUUACAUUAACAAAGAGACUCAGGGGAAACUUCCCAAACUCUUUGAUGAGAUUAAUCCUGACACCAAAUUAAUUCUUGUGGAUUACAUCUUACUCAAAGGGAAAUGGCUGACCCCUUUUGACCCUGUCCACACCGAGAUGGACACUUUCUACCUGGACAAGUACAAGGCAGUCAAGGUGCCCAUGAUGUACAGGGCAGGAAAGUUUGCCUCCACUUUUGACAAGAAUUUUCGUUGCCACGUCCUCAAACUGCCUUACCGAGGAAAUGCCACCAUGCUGGUGGUCCUCGUGGAGAGGAUAGGUGACCACCUUGCCCUUGAAGACUACUUGACCGCAGACCUGGUGGACACGUGGCUCAGGAACAUGAAAAUCAGAAAAAUGGAAGUUUUCUUUCCAAAGUUCAAGUUAGACCAGAAGUAUAAGAUGCAUGAGCUGCUUAAACAGAUGGGAAUCAGGAGACUCUUCUCACGCUGGGCUGACCUCAGUGAUCUCUCCGUUACUGAAAGAAAUCUUAAAGUAGCCAAGGUUUUACAAAGAGCGAUGAUUGAGGUGGAUGAAGAAGGAACGGAGGCAGUGGCGGGAACCCUGUCAGAAAUCACUGCUUAUUCUAUGCCUCCCAUCAUCAAAGUGGACCGGCCAUUUCACUUCAUCAUCUAUGAAGAAACCUCCAGAAUCCUGCUGUUUCUGGGCAGGGUGCUGAAUCCGACUCUCCCGUGACUGAUGACACGCCUGAGUCCUUAGAGCCACAGCAGAUGCUGGGGCUCAGGUGUUUGAACUCACACAGGACGUGGGCACUGGGUGUCCUCCCUUGUCCUCAAAUGCUAGUUUGAGCCAUUCCAAGAUAAAUCUGCAUAUUAAACUCAACCUUGUUUUAAGGAGAUGUUUGUACAAGCUGCCUGUUUCUAAGAGCCUUUGUUAUUAACUAAAGACCAUCUUGGUACCUGGACUUAAAACUAUGGUAGAUCAGAACUCUAUUUCAAGACGAAGCCUUUGGGAAGAAGACAAGUAUACAUCCUCCAUGGGACACGGGCUUGUCUCUUUACUUCUCCCAGUACAAAUUAGUGUUUUAUUAUGACCUACUAUAGAAUCAUUUCUUGGUGACUAAAAUUAGAAGAAAAUAGCCGUGGUCAGUCCUGCUGUGUUGUGGCUGCAUCCACUCCAUGGAGCUGUUAACUGAACCACAGAUCACCCA
Hippopotamus amphibius kiboko is the source of this 1861-nucleotide messenger RNA. RefSeq names its product serpin family A member 10 (gene SERPINA10). Gene Ontology annotation, molecular function: serine-type endopeptidase inhibitor activity. The record is from RefSeq and is a predicted model, not a curated record. Gene Ontology annotation, biological process: blood coagulation; negative regulation of endopeptidase activity. The transcript has 4 exons. NCBI's taxonomy places the organism in Eukaryota, Metazoa, Chordata, Mammalia, Artiodactyla, Hippopotamidae. The coding region runs from base 1 to 1386 and encodes 461 amino acids.